UUCUUCUCACGGAACAUACCUAUUGCUUCGGCUUAGACAUAUACCUCUGUGUUACAUAUAUCUCACAUGUGUCUGAGUAACAGGUAAUGUCUCUUAUACGAAACCCUAGAUUCACUAGCCUUCUCAAUUGGGUAUCACAAGCUAUUAUUAAACCCCGAGUUUCAGGAAACCCUAGAUCUUUCGGCACCCAAAGAGCAACACUAGUCGAUGCUGAGCUUUGCGGAGAGAAGUGGGGAGUUAGAAAUCGAAACGAGAUUCGUAGAAUGGCACAGGUUGCGAUGUUUGAUUACUUUUACCAAACGAGGGGUUUGCAGUUUCUGGUUGCUGAGAGUAUGAGUAAGAACGCUCCUGUGUUUAAUGAUAAUCUCUUGAGGAAGCUUGAUGGUUGUGAUGUUGUUGAUGAUGAUGAUGAUGAUGAGAUAGUUCGAUCCAUUACCAGGUUUCUGUUGUUUCAUCCUGUUAACGAGUUUGAGCCUUUUUUAGAGAGUUUAGGUUUGAAGCCUUCAGAGUUUAGUCAUUUGGUUCCUUGUGAUAAGAUGUUCUUGAAUGAAGAUGCUUUUUUGCUUGAAAAUUAUCAUGUCUUUUGGAACUAUGGAAUUGGUAGGGAGAAGAUGGGGAAGAUCUUUAAGGAAGCUAGGGAAGUUUUCGGGUUUGAAACUGGGGUUUUAGCUUCUAAGAUUAAGGCUUAUGAGGAGGAUUUGGGGUUUAGUAGGCUGUUUCUGUCGAAACUUAUUGUUUGUAGUCCUAGUAUCUUGAUUGGGAGUAUGAAUGUUGAGCUGGCUAAAGUUAUGGAGAUGCUGAAAGCUAUUGGUUUUGGUGUUGAUUGGGUAACAGAGAACUUGUCAGAGGAGCUGUCUUAUGAUUGGAGUUGUAUGCAUAGGUGUUUAAGUUUUCUUAGAGAUAUCUGUGUCGAUGAGAAUGAGCUAAAUGAGUUAAUUAGGAAGCGGCCAGGUCUGAUUUUUGAGGAUUCAGGGGAGUGGACACUGAUUCUAGCUGGGUUUGAAACAAAACUAGGGUCAUCAAGAAGUGAACAUUGUUCGUUGUUUCAGAAACUCCCUCAGAGCCAGAGUUUAAGGAAAUGUUUAAUGAAUCUAAGGCAUUGCUUCUUGUUCCUGCAAGAUAUUGAGAUGGAGGCUGAUGAGAUUAGCAAGAUCUUCCGUUUGCAUUCUUCGUGGCUUGGUGUAACUCGUUUGAAGCAAACCAGUACCUUACUUCUCAAUUUGAAAGGUGGGAAGAGGCGGCUUUGUCAAGUCAUUCAAGAAAAUCCUGAAGAGAUGAAAAAAUGGAUUAUGGGGUUAAGAGUCCAGCCGUUACCAGCUACUAGCUGCAAGGUAGACUCAAAGUCGAAAAAAAUGAAGACUCAGUUCUUGUUAGACCUCGGAUAUAAAGAAAAGUCAGAGGACAUGGAGAGAGCACACAAGAGUUUCCGUGGCAAAGGAUCUGAACUCCGUGAGAGAUUUAACGUCCUUGUGAGUUUGGGUUUUACUGAGGAAGUUGUCAAAGAUAUGGUGAAAGCAUGUCCUAGUAUCCUCACUCAGGCAAGUGAUAUCAUAGAAUCAAAGGUUAACUACCUUGUAAACGAAUUAGGUUAUCCGCUUUCGACUUUAGUUACUUUCCCAACAUGUCUCAAGUACACUCUUCAGCGGAUGAAGCUUCGAUAUGAAAUGUUCUCUUGGCUUCAAGCUCGAGGAAAAGCAGACCCAAAGCUUGCAUUGAGUACUAUACUUGUGUGCUCGGACAAGUUCUUUGACACUAGAUUUGUAAACCGUCACCCUGAUGGGCCUAAGCAUUUUGAAGACCUGAAGAAACUGCUUCUGUGUCAGUAGAGAACAAGAAUGCAUCAAGAUAUUAUAUUAUUGACCACAACAACGCAAAAUUAGCCUCAAACAUACAUCAAGCAAUUCGAUUUUUGUAUUCUAGUUAGAGCAGUAACUUCAGUUUUGUGUUAGUCCCCUUUAAGCAGAUUGCUAUGUACAUGUUUUUUACAAAUUCUAUAGCAAUUUUAAAGUUGGAGAA
This is a messenger RNA of Camelina sativa (false flax), 2016 nucleotides long. RefSeq names its product transcription termination factor MTEF18, mitochondrial-like. Lineage: Eukaryota; Viridiplantae; Streptophyta; Magnoliopsida; Brassicales; Brassicaceae. Gene Ontology annotation, biological process: regulation of DNA-templated transcription. The record is from RefSeq and is a predicted model, not a curated record. Gene Ontology annotation, molecular function: double-stranded DNA binding.